GGAGAGAGUUUUCACAAGUGAACUUUUUUUAAGCAUAGAAAAAUACUUUAGCCAUUUGUCCAGGAUUUCUUAUGUAUCACAUCCCAGCCAAACAAUAGUUCAAAAUGUGUAUAUUUGUGUGCUUGUGCUGUAUCCAAGGAAUACAUUAUACCUGCUGAAUAUGCUUCCAUAGAGUUGAUCUGUAUACAAACCAAUAGAUUUGAACAGAUCUAAAAUAUUCCCUGUGGUCUGCACGAGUGCUUCAAGUCCAAAGCAGGACUGACUCGUGCACAGGAUUAAUUCAAUGCAGCUGGGAUGUAUUUGAUUAUAUGCAAGCAUUUGUGUGGUCCAUAUGCAGCAGGUCCAACAGGUCCCACAUGUAUCACAUAUGCUUUGAAUCAUUAGGACAGGGGCGAGAUAGAGCCAGUGUACUGCCAGAACACAGAGUUAGAAUCACAUCAGGGUACUGGUUUAUUGCUUAUCAUAAGCUGGGAGAGGACAGCUUAUGCUUCUGAGAAAAUUUCUACACAUUUACAAUGCCUGGUGCAGGGUCUCUUGCAGUCAGUCAGUGCCCACUGAACUCUCCCUGCCAUGCUGAGGUAUUAUAGAUAUGGACCCUAGAGCUCAAGCCUGGUCCUGUGCUUAGGGAUUCUGUUCUUGUACUGACAUCACCUCUAACCUGACCAACACUGCUGCAGACUCAGCUUGUUGCCACCACUGUUGCCAGUCCAAACCAGCCAGUCUGUCCCACAAAUUGCUACGUGCUGGGCUCAAAAAUUACAGAGGACACAACACUUUAGCUUUUGCUUCUGGCUUGGAAUAGAGCUAGAUAAGAGACUAGGACAGAGGUUUCUACUAGAUUGUUCUUGAACCUGCAAAGCUUCCCAAACCAUAACCUACAGUGAAUCAUACAGGAUUAUUCAAUUUCUCUUGGUUACUUGAAUUCUUUUCUUGGACAAUCACAUUCAAUACACAGAGAACAGAAAAUUGCAUCCAAAGCAACAAUGAUGGGUAAGGAACAUAAUAGUGGAUAUAAAUGAUAGUUGCCUAAGAGAGAUUUUUCCUUCCCACAGAAUCACAAAGUUUCAUUAUUCUCAUUCAUCUCUCCUUUGGAGGCAUAUUUAUUGUUAAGAACAAAUUAAGAACUAUUGAAGACAUUAGCAGGUACUGAAAAACAGUUCUGUUGCUUAUUAGCCCAAAUUUCCAGCAAGGUAAGAAGGUAGAAGUCCUAGAAACCAUUUUGUUGGUGAGAUAUCAGUUCACACUCAGGCAAUUGGCCUGUUUUGCAGGAUUUCAUCUGGUGGCAUAAGAACCUCGAAAUAAAUCUCUUAGCUACGAUUAGAGAUGAAGGAGAGAUUAGCACAGGCAGGAGAGUAGAAGUGGUUUUCUCCAUCUCCAUUGGUGAGUCCGUGUGAAGACAGAGCAACUACACAGACAUCAGGAAAUCAGUACUUCAGUCAUCCUCAGGAUGUCCAGUUCAGGUAUUUUCUCCCUUGUAUUCAGCAAGUUACCAGUUUCAAGAUCGUGUUCAGUCCUCUGAACCAGCUUUCUGCUGCACGCCUUGGAUCCAUGCUCCUAAUCAGCUUACGAGCUUCCCUUGACCCACGCUGCUUUUCCUAAUGCGCGUCUGACUAUGGCUGUCCUCAAAGUCAAAUUCACCAAAACCAAGAGGGACAAGUUGGCUCAGAUCUUAUGGAUCCUCAACUGGGUUUCUGUAGUGAGUGGGAUCAUUCUCUUCAGCCUUGGCCUCUUUCUGAAAAUAGAGAUCAAGAAGCGUAGUGAAGUGAUGGCAAAAGGGGACAUUAACUCUGUCCCCAACAUGCUGAUCUCUGUAGGGGUCAUAGCAUGUAUCAUCAACUUCCUGGGUGGCAAAAUCUGCUAUGAUUGCUCAGAUGCAAACAAGUUCUCUCGGUGGAAGCUAGUAAUGCUGCCAUACAUCGUAUGCACCUUCUGUUUUACCUUCUGCAUCCUGGUGGGUGCUCUCAUGUGCUACACCAUGAGGAACGAGCUGGAAGAGUCUCUCUAUCUGGGACUGAGGGAUGCCAUUAAGUUCUAUAAAGACACAGACAUACCUGGGCGAUGUUUCUUAAAGAAAACAGUGGAUUUGCUACAAAUUGGAUUCCGUUGCUGUGGAAACAAUGGCUUUAGAGACUGGUUUGAAAUUCAGUGGGUAUCUCCUCGUUAUCUGAAUAUGGCUUCCAAGGACGUUCUGGACCGUCUGAAGAGCAACGUUGAUGGCAAGUUCUUGGUGGAUGGAGUCCCCUUCAGCUGCUGCAACCCCAGCUCCCCACGGCCCUGCAUCCAGUACCAGCUGACAAACAACAGUGCUCACUACAACUACGAUUUCCUGACAGAGGAGCUCAAUAUCUGGAUGAAGGGCUGCAGAGAGGCCCUGCUGGAUUACUACACCGGUAUCAUGAGAUCCAUUGGUGUUGCAGCAUUGCUCAUUUGGUUGUUCGAGCUCUCUGUACUGAUUGGUGUCCGGUACCUACAGACAGCCAUGAAGAAUGUCCUUCUGCUAGGAGAUCUGGAGGGUGAAUCAGAUGGUUGGCUACUAGAAAACAGUUUUGUGGAAACUGCCAAAUACAACAUCAGCAUCAUUAAGAACCUUGGCAAAGCCAACCAGAUCUCCACUGUGUCAGGCAUGAAUGACCCCAACAUUAAUGUUCAAAACACAGACUGUGACAAAACUAAUAUUACAACAAAAUCCAUCCCUGCAGCUAGGUAGGCAAAUCUUCCAAAAAAUGACAUCACAAGUGUAGCUUGGCUCUAUUACAGUCCUACAGUCACCAGAUUUUAUCUGGCAGGGGAAAAAAAAAGGUAGAAAAAACUAGUAAAACAAUUGAACAAACCACAGACUGGUGAUACCUCCAAAAAUAAUGAUACUUCUUUGGAUGGAUGUGUUUUUACUCGUGAAAUCCCUGAUUCUCAACACUACAUGAAAUUUCUGGAAUUUCCCCCACUUUCUCUCCUUUACUAACAGACUUCUAUCAUGGUCUGAAUGCAUCAGAAUACUCAAUAUGCACAAGCAAAUAUUUCAGACAGGAUGGAUCUAC
Sturnus vulgaris (Common starling) is the source of this 3035-nucleotide messenger RNA. Its product is annotated as photoreceptor outer segment membrane glycoprotein 2. Gene Ontology annotation, biological process: visual perception. The record is from RefSeq and is a predicted model, not a curated record. Lineage: Eukaryota; Metazoa; Chordata; Aves; Passeriformes; Sturnidae. Gene Ontology annotation, cellular component: plasma membrane.